GGGAUCGCCAGGCCACGCUUGGUCCAGCACCGCAUCCCACUUGUGUUGUGACUACUGACCGCCGGAGCGGAUUGUUCGUCGGACGCGCUCUUUUGCCUUUUCAUCCUUCGUUCGGCGGCGGCGGCGGCGAGGUGCGCGGCGUGGACACCGUAGCGCGGGCGCAGUUUCGAGCGCUGAUUGAUUGAGUCUCGGCGGGCGAGAAGCUCAGGGUGAGCAGAGUGAUAUUGGUUGCAGUCAGUGUUGCAGUGAGGAAGGGAAGGGAACGUGUGGUUUGGGAGAGCCAAAGGCUCAUGUAGUCAAGACCGCAACCAUUCUACGGCUUGCCCCGGGAAAGCACUUUACCACUCUCGAGAUUGGUGAAGGCCAAAGUCAGACUUCACUCAGCGCCAGGAACUCGAGCGCACACGCACCAGACUUCGAAUUCGAAGACGAGAGAAGGGGACAUCUUCACUCUCCUCUCUCCUCUCUUCACUAGCCGUCGACAACACUCCUGCAAUUCUACCCCCACUACCACUGUCACCACUACCACAACCACUACUACUACCACAACCACCACCACAACCACCACCACUACCCUUACCACCACCACCAAGACACACCCUCGUCUCGACUCACAAGGCAAACCCCCCAUACCAUCCCCAAGCGAUCAGUGCGAACCGACGAACGACGUCGUGAGGGUCUGCUUCAGUGUAGCUAAAGCACAACAACUUCGAAAAUGGCCUUUCUUAUCCUCUGACCACCGCUUGCAGGCAGAGUAGCAACAACCCGCCUUCGAAGACGGCCCCCUCCUAGACACCCGCCUCUGUCUCGAACGAACGAUCGAUCAAUUCUUCCGUGCACACGAUCCACCGUCAAUACCGCAUUUCAUACAGCACGGCUAGCUCAACACCACCACAUACACCAUCGUUCGAUCACUACCCGCCUCGACCCAUAAGAGACAGACCUAGGACAACCACGCCUGUCGACGGUCACAGUAGUAAUUCACACAUACAAGUUGACGGUGCGUGAUGCCAUUUCUGGGAAGCAAUCUCGUCAGCGCGGCGGACUCGAACGGCAGUGCGCCAAUCGCAAAGGAUACUGCCAAACCAGCGGUCGAGAUGAGCAUCUCGCAGGAGAUGAUGCACGUCAUGUCGCAAGAGAUCGAGCAUGCCAUGUCGCAGCCGGACUGCCAUGUGAAGGGUGCUGCCGACCCUAUGGACAUUGACGGACUAGGAUGCACUUCCUCUCAGCCAUCGUCGCCGCCAGACUCUCGCUGUCCAACUCCCCGCCUGACUUUAGACCCAUGUCCAGUGCGACUGUCGCCUCUAUUGCCUGCACCAAAUUACGGCAGCGUGGUUCCUUAUACAAUCUUCCGCAGCGCUUUUCCAAAGGCGCGCAACAUCGAGUUCCUCUCCGAGUUGCGCAUCAAAUCGAUUCUCACGUUGGUCACAAAGACAGAGUCUUGUGAGACUUACGACCAUUUCGUGGCUACUCGCGGCAUUAGACGUACCAUUAUUGAUGUCGAGCCCAACAAGGAGGGAAAGGUGAAGACCAACCUCGGCACUCUCUGCUAUGCGAUUCUGUUCGCGCUCAACCCCCAGAAUCACCCGGUGUAUAUCCACUGCAAUCAGGGCCGCCACCGUACCGGUUGUGUUGUUGCCUGCAUUCGCAAGAUCCAGCAAUGGCCAAUGCACGAAAUCCUGGAGGAGUACAGCACCUAUGCAACCCCCAAGCCACGUGAAGGCGACAUCCAACUGAUCAAGGACUUUGACCCCGAGCAUGUUCAUACUUACGGCCGAGACAACAAUCUGCUCGGGGGUUUUGAGUCUCUGCUCCAGAAGUUCGGACGUGGGCGCAAUGAUUCGUUCAACAGUGUCUACGAGCUGGCCAGUUCUUUGCCUUCGCAUAACACUGCGUCGAUGUACAGCAGCAGCGGGUCGAGCGACAAUGACGACGGUCCGAUCCUGAUGGCGCUUGCGCGCUCUGCCAGCAAGCAGGCGCAGGAAAAUGCGGACGACAUGAACAUCGAUCCUCGUCUCAUGCAGCCACAGAUGGGCAACACUCCCGAUGUGACGGUCGAAGAAGUCGAAGCAGAGGACGAUGUCGACAUUCGCAUGGACACCCAGGAUGACAAUGAUGGCAGUGGUGGCUGGAAGCACAUGGACGGUGUGGUCGUUUCCGAAUCAUCCACAACUUCGCCCAUCCCCAUCGGCAGUCGCUUUUAGAAAUGUGCGUCAGCUGAACCUGCUCGAAUCAGGGAUGGCAGGUCCCCGGGCAAAGUGCGAUGAUGACCAUGGAGAGCUGGAUGAGAAGGGUGUGCAGACGGCCACGUCUACUCGACGAGGCCUGGCAUCGCAUAUCCCUUGAGCGUCUCACUGCUUCCGCAGCAACAUUCAGCUCGAAAAAGGGAACGAUACACUAUCGAGCCUCUGCGCCCAGCCGGUGUGACCGCUGAGCGAUGGCACGAAUGCUCUUUUCUUUGCGUUAACACAACCACCCGUUCAGCGGGCUUGGUUUCUGCUCGUUGUUGUCUUCGCCUUUCGUGGCAUAAGACUCCAACUGGAGCAUUGGAUUUAGCGUAGGCGCUGGUUGGUCUGUAUAUUGAUGAUGAUGGUCAUCGGAUGGGAGGGAGGAAGGAACAAGAACUACCCCAAAGACGAUCGGGAUGGGAGGCAUGCUUUUUUCUCAUUUGUUUCGCUUGCAUUUGCAUUUGCAUUCUUUUGAUCAUACGACAUCGGCAUCCCCCCUUCCACCCCACAAAAAGCAAUGGCGUCUCUCGCUGCGACAGACAGAACAGCAAUGCAGGCAGAUGUAAUCACACGAACAGACGGGCGGGGGGCAAGAAUACAGUGCGGUUUCCCCAUGCGAGAAGAGGAGAGAAGAGGAAAGAAUCAUGGGAAAGGUGGGCGGCUUGGUGUGUACUACAUACUUUUGUUACCAAGUACUUGUACUUUUUGGAACGGCAGGCAGACAGCGGGCAGACAGCAGGCAGGCGGGCAUUACGAUGACAAGCAAC
This is a messenger RNA of Sphaerulina musiva SO2202, 2995 nucleotides long. RefSeq names its product Y_phosphatase2-domain-containing protein. NCBI's taxonomy places the organism in Eukaryota, Fungi, Ascomycota, Dothideomycetes, Mycosphaerellales, Mycosphaerellaceae. Gene Ontology annotation, cellular component: cytoplasm. The coding region runs from base 1008 to 2204 and encodes 398 amino acids. The transcript has 5 exons. The record is from RefSeq and is a predicted model, not a curated record. Gene Ontology annotation, biological process: dephosphorylation. Gene Ontology annotation, molecular function: phosphatase activity; inositol diphosphate tetrakisphosphate diphosphatase activity.